GUCUCCAUGACCCAGUCCUUCAUGACCGGCGUCGGAUUGCCGGGACAGGCCUUCUUCGACUCCAGCCCUGUUUGGGUGGCCGGCUCGGAUCGGCUCGCCGGCUCCUUCUGCGAACGAGCCCAUCAGGGUCAGGUUUUCGGGUUGCAGACCAUGGUGUGUAUACCGUCCGCGAAUGGAGUCGUCGAAUUGGGGUCGAGUGAGGUGAUUUUCCAGAGCUCCGAUCUGAUGAAUAAGGUUAGGGUUUUGUUCAAUUUCAACAAUCUGGAGGUGGAAACCUGGCCAAUCAGUGGUGUUGACCAAGGGGAGAACGACCCCUCUUCCCUUUGGAUCACUGAGCCACCAAACGUCAUUGAAAUUAAGGAUCCCCUCAAUAAUACAGUAGCGUCAGCUCCGGCUCCGGCUCCCGCUCCAUCUCCAUCUCCGGCUCCGAGUACCACAAAUAGCCAGCAAGUUUCGAAAAUUACGCACACAGAGAACCCCAAAUCGAGCGUUGUAACUGGAACACCGAGCUCUGUUCCUUCCCAGAAGAGCCAACAGAGCCACCGACAGUCGCAGCCGGUUCACACCCAGAGCUUCUUCACCAGGGAAUUAAACUUCUCUGAAUUUGGGUACGAUAACAGCAGUUUGAAAGACGGGAAUUCGCAUUCGCUGAAGCCGGAAUCCGGCGAGAUUCUGAAUUUUGGGGAGAGUAAGAGGAGUUCUUACCCCAGCGCAGACAACUUAGCUUCGGGUAAUUCCCAGUUUGCAGCUGAUGAGAACAGGAAGAAGAGAUCCCCCACUUCAAGGGGGAGUAACGAGGAGGGAAUGCUUUCUUUCACUUCUGGCGUGAUUGUUCCAUCAUCCGGGGCCGUGAAAUCGAGCGGUUGCAUUGGCGGCGACUCCGAUCACUCGGACCUCGAAGCUUCAGUGAUUCGUGAGGUUGAGAGUAGCAGAGUGGUGGAGCCGGAGAAACGGCCACGAAAGAGGGGCAGAAAGCCAGCAAAUGGUAGAGAAGAACCACUGAAUCACGUUGAAGCAGAGAGGCAGAGGAGAGAAAAGCUAAACCAAAGAUUCUAUGCUCUCCGUGCUGUGGUUCCUAAUGUAUCAAAAAUGGACAAAGCUUCACUUCUUGGGGAUGCAAUCUCUUACAUCAACGAGCUCAGAGGGAAGCUUCAAACUGCAGAAUCGGACAAGGAGGAACUGGAGAAGCAAUUGGAAGCAGUUAAGAAGUUGAUGUCUAGUAAAGAAUCUUCUUGCAUAUCAAGCUCAAGUGAACCCCCACCAGAUCAAGACAUAAAAGGAUCAAACAUCCAUGGAAACAAUAAUGGUAUCGAAACCGAUAUCGACGUGAAAAUAAUCAGUUGGGACGCGAUGAUCCGGAUACAAUCUAGUAAGAAAAACUACCCUGCCGCACGGCUGAUGGCGGCUUUGGAGGACCUAGACUUGGAUAUCAACCACGCCAGCAUUUCAGUUGUCAAUGAUCUAAUGAUCCAACAAGCCACUGUCAAAAUGGGGAGUAGAUUAUACACUCAGGAGCAGCUAAGGAUAGCUCUAUUGUCGAAAAUGGGCGCAACUCGGUAGCCAUUGUUGUUUCCUUUCACUGCUAUCAUCUGAAGUAGUAGGCAUUGGGUUAGAAGAGCUGGGGCAGAUGUGUAGUAGAGGACGAGGGCGAGGAUGAAGACGAGGAGGCUAAUGGCGUAAGCUCUGUAAUAUAGUGUUCUACUUGUUCUUUGGUAGUGGUGUUUUAGUAUUUAUGUGAUUCUGAGAUGAUUUACAUGGUGGAGUUGAAGGCUAGGGAUGGAGAAGAGAGAAGAAGAUAGUGACUCCAUUCAUGUGAAAAUAGUUUAAAAACUUUCUAUUAUUGUAUAUAUACAAAGCCAUAAAUGUGAACCUGCAGGAAGUUUCUGCACUUGGGUAGUUGAAUUAUUUUCUUAUGAGUACAUGUUUGUAAGAUGUGUAGUUUUAUGUUAUUCCUCUGUAAAACUCUCUAUCCAGAAUUUUCUCUUGCUGGAUUGAAGGAACUGAAUCUAUUAGAAGAACAGCUCUACUAGUUGAUCUCAUCA
This is a messenger RNA of Momordica charantia (bitter melon), 2042 nucleotides long. Its product is annotated as transcription factor MYC2. NCBI's taxonomy places the organism in Eukaryota, Viridiplantae, Streptophyta, Magnoliopsida, Cucurbitales, Cucurbitaceae. Gene Ontology annotation, molecular function: transcription cis-regulatory region binding; protein dimerization activity; DNA-binding transcription factor activity. Gene Ontology annotation, cellular component: nucleus. The record is from RefSeq and is a predicted model, not a curated record. Gene Ontology annotation, biological process: regulation of DNA-templated transcription.